UCAGUUUUUCCCUUUCUCACGUUACUUUCAGAAUUGUGGUGGAAAGGAAAAAAAAAAAAAAACUAAAAGAAAAGAACAAAGUCUCUGUCUCUCUGUCGUUCGCGUUGAUCUCAGAUUCAGUCUUCGCCAUGGCGGAGGGUGCUUCAUACGGACUGCGUCGCUCAUUAGAUAUUCAGCAAUUACAAUUUGAAGCCCAGCAUCGGUGGUUGCGACCUGCAGAAAUUUGUGAAAUUCUUCGUAAUUAUCGGAUGUUUCAUAUCACAUCAGAACCUCAUAACAGACCCCCAAGUGGUUCACUUUUUCUUUUUGAUCGGAAGGUUUUGAGAUACUUUAGAAAGGAUGGGCAUAAUUGGAGAAAGAAAAAAGAUGGAAAAACUGUGAAAGAAGCUCACGAAAAGUUGAAGGUUGGAAGUGUUGAUGUGUUGCACUGCUACUAUGCCCAUGGAGAAGAAAACGAAAAUUUUCAAAGACGAAGUUAUUGGAUGCUUGAACCGGAUAUGAUGCACAUAGUAUUUGUCCAUUACUUGGAAGUUAAGGGUAACAAAAAUAUUGUAGUAAAUACUGAAGGUGAUGAGGUCCUAUCAGAUUCCCAAAAGGUCACUUCUCCAUCAUCUAGCUUUCCCACAAAUCAUAGUGGUGUUCCUUCACUGAGUACAGAUUCUGUGAGCCCAACAUCCAGUUUGAUGUCUUUACGUGAAGAUGCUGAUUCUGAGGAUAUCCACCAAGCAAGUUCUGGGUUGCGCCCAUUACAUGAGUCACAACAUAUGGGGAAUGGUCCAUUUACGGGAAAGAUUGAUGCUGGUUUGAACAGUUCAUAUCCUAUGCAUCCCCUUUCAGGUGAUCAUGGACAAUCAACAAUUUCUGGAGUGGAUUAUAUCCCAGUCCCAGUUGCUCACGGGGAUAAAUUUAGAGGAAAUGAUACUGCUUAUAUUGAUGGUCAUAAAACACAUGGUGUGGCACCAUGGGACACUGUCUUGGAAAGCACCGCCAAAUUUCAUAAUGAUCCUUCUCUUGCAUCAUUUCCUUCCAUCACAUCUAGUUCAACAGGAAACGUCCUUGAACAAGACCAUACCAUUUUUGGUGACCUCAUAAUGAGCAAAAAAGGUCUCACUGCGGAUGCAGAGAUCUCUCAGUCUCUCCAAGCAAAUUGGCAGAUCCCUUUUGAAGACAAUUCAGGAGACACGCCAACUUUAACCCAAUCAUUUGGCCUACAAUUUGGAUCUGAUUAUGGCACCGGUUUACUAGGGAACUAUACUCGUAAUGCAAGUUCUGAAAUUGCUCCAGUCCUGUAUAAUUUUCAUGGUGAAUCAAAAGAGCAGACUAUGCAGCAAAACUAUCCAGAAGAGCAUGCAGAUGAACAAUCUCAAUAUGCAGUAAAAUCCAAUUCUGCAAAUAAAAUUCCUGAUGAAGAAACCAUCAAUUAUGGCUUAAAUGUGAAGUACGCAUUAUUAGACAGAGACGAGAGCCUGAAGAAGGUUGAUAGCUUCUCUCGAUGGGUUACUAAAGAACUUGGAGAGGUGGCUGAUUUGAAUAUGCAGUCCUCACCUGGUAUUUCAUGGAGUACAGAUGAAUGCCAGCAUGUGAUAGAUGAUACCUCAUUGAGUCCAUCUCUCUCUCAGGACCAACUGUUUAGUAUAAAUGAUUUUUCACCUAAAUGGGCUUAUGCUGAGUCAGAAAUUGAGGUGUUGAUUAUUGGAUCAUUUUUGAAGAGUCAGCCAGAGGUGACAACCUGUAAAUGGUCCUGUAUGUUUGGGGAAGUUGAGGUUCCUGAUGAGGUUUUAGCUGAUGGAAUUUUGUGCUGUCAAGCUCCACGUCAUAAGGUUGGUCGGGUACCUUUCUAUGUAACAUGUUCGAAUAGGUUAGCUUGCAGUGAAGUGCGGGAAUUCGAUUUCAGAGAGGGCUUUGCUAGAAAUGUAGAUUUUGCAGAUUUUUAUAACAGUUCGACUGAAAUGUUGCUUCAUUUGAGACUGGAGGAUUUUCUAUCUUUGAAGCCAGUGGACCCUUCAAAUCAUGCUUUUGAGGGUGACUUGGAGAAAAGAAACGUGAUUUUUAAGCUUAUAUCACUGAGAGAGGAAGAGGAAUAUUCGAUUAAGGAAGAGUCAACUACAGAAUUAGAUAUAUCUCAACACAAAGCGAAGGAGCAUCUGUUUCUCAGGCAGGUUAAAGAGAAGCUGUACUCAUGGCUUCUUCACAAAGUAACUGAGAGUGGUAAAGGGCCAAAUAUAUUAGAUGAGGAUGGGCAGGGUGUGCUACAUUUAGCAGCUGUUCUUGAUUAUGAUUGGGCCAUAAAUCCAAUUAUAUCAGCUGGAGUUAAUAUCAACUUCAGAGAUGUUAAUGGAUGGACAGCUCUUCAUUGGGCUGCAUCCUAUGGCAGAGAGCGGACAGUAGCUGUCCUUGUCUCCAUGGGUGCAGAUUGUGGAGCAUCAACAGAUCCAUCUCCAGCAUUUCGAUCAGGUAGAUCUGCUGCAGAUCUUGCCUCUAGUAAUGGACACAAAGGAAUCUCUGGUUUUCUUGCUGAGUCUUCAUUAACUCACCACCUUGAAACCCUCACAAUGGAUGAUCAAAAGAGCGGUCAACAAGAAAUUUCAGGAAUGAAAGUGGUGCAGACAGUUUCAGAAAGAACUGCAACACCUGUGAUCUAUGGUGAUAUGCCAGAUGCCCUCUGCCUGAAGGAUUCACUUACUGCCGUGCGCAAUGCAACACAAGCUGCUGAUCGUAUACAUCAAGUAUACAGAAUGCAAUCAUUUCAGAGGAAGCAGUUAACUCAGUGUGAAGGUGAUGAUCAGCUUGGGUUGUCAGAUCAACAAGCUCUUUCCCUUCUAGCUUCUAGGGCAGGCAAAUCUGGACAAGGAGAUGGUUUAGCCAAUGCUGCUGCAACACAGAUACAGAAAAAGUUUCGUGGUUGGAAGAAAAGAAAAGAAUUCUUGAUGAUUCGUCAAAGAAUUGUUAAAAUUCAGGCCCAUGUAAGAGGUCACCAGGUAAGGAAACAGUAUAAAACAAUUAUCUGGUCCGUGGGAAUCCUGGAGAAGGUCAUAUUACGUUGGAGGCGCAAGGGUAGUGGUUUACGUGGAUUUCGACCAGAUGCUGUUAAUAAAGUCCCCAGUCAACAAAAUGAUUCUCCGAAAGAGGAUGAUUAUGAUUAUCUCAAGGAGGGACGGAAACAAAAGGAGGAAAUAAUCCAAAAGGCCCUAUCAAGGGUGAAGUCCAUGGCUCAAUAUCCAGAGGCACGUGCUCAGUACCGGCGUCUGCUAAACGUUGUUGAGGACUUCCGUCAAACCAAGGCAUCUGACAAGGGUUUCCUCAAUUCUGAAGAGACAGUCGAAAGUGUGGAGGAUUUGAUUGAUAUUGAUAUGCUUUUAGAUGAUGAUAAUUUCAUUCCUAUAGCAUUUGAUUGAUCUGCAGCUCCCAUCUUCCCCACUGUAAAUACAUGGCCAGUUGGCUUUAUUUGGCAUUGGGGAGUCCUAACAUCGCCUUGAUGUAUAUAUUUCUAAUCAAAAUUACUUGGAUCCAAGGCUGCAUAUAAGUAGAUUAUGAUAACUAGCAUGCACUCUGCUUUGACAAGAUAUUGUAGUCUAAUCAAACAUGGUUUGAUUUUAUUUAUGAUUAUUUUAGUAUGACAGGAUGAUUCUGUUUAUAGAUGGUUGGGGAUUAUAACAUAAAUGAUGUAUCUUGCUAAAGUAUUAAACUGCAAUUUGUACAGAAGUUUACUGUGGCGAGAGGAAUUAUAUACUAAGUCUUAAUUAUGAUAUCAAGCUUGUUU
Molecule: messenger RNA, 3760 nt
Organism: Cajanus cajan (pigeon pea)
Lineage: Eukaryota; Viridiplantae; Streptophyta; Magnoliopsida; Fabales; Fabaceae
Source: RefSeq, a predicted model, not a curated record